AUGAUUUUUUCCAUAUCUUCACAGGCUGCUUCAGUUCGAGCAGAAUCAUUGAAAGUAUUGAUACCAUUAUAUGAAGAGCAUGAGCUAACAAGCAAACUGAAAAUAUUUACGCAUAGAUAUCAAAGGAGACUUGUAAGUUUAACUUGGGAUAAGAGCCGAUGCAAUCAAGAGAUUGCAAUACAGCUUGUCACGGCUAUGUUCGGGUCCUAUCCGUACUUAUUCACCAGGAAAGACUUGAAUACGGUUUCAAGUUUGAUGUUCUCUCCAAAUCGAAAGGUUGCAGUGGCAGCAGGAACGUUUUUUCAUAAUGUUUUUUUGAAAUUGGAUGAAGAUUCAAAUGGGGCCGGGUUUGGGGUUCGAUGGUUCAGGCAUGUUUCAACUUCCAUCAUUGUAUUGAAAGGACUAAAUUUUAUUUCUUAUCUAGUGGAUGCCCUAGUCGCAAACAUUGAGAUAAUGAAAGAUUGGAAUUCGAUGAUCCAUAUUUUAACUCAAGAAAAUGAUGAUCCUUCGACCCCAAUCCCCCAACUUCAAGAAAUUUUAAUUGAAAUUAUGUUCUGGUGUGCAAGUCUUUCAAGUACUGGUGAAUAUCCGGGGGAGAGAGCAACUGAUAACAUGGUCCCAAGUUUAAAACAAAGAAAACAAAUGAAGGAAGAAAAAUUAAAUAUCACAAAACAUCUAAUGCCUGUUAUAGCAAUUCUGUUGGCUCGCUUCAAAACCAAUGUGAAUUGUAUUAUUCAUUUAAUCAGAAUACCUCAAUAUUUUGACCUCGAAAAUACAAGUGAGAUGGAAGAUCUGCAUUUAAGGAAUUUAUUGGGCGCUCUGCAAAACAUCGCCCAGGAGUGUACCGACACAAUAGUGUUAGACAACUGCAGCAAGACUUUGCAUUGCCUUUAUAAGAGGGCAAGCAUUGUUGCAGAUUGCGAUGCCGCCAUAUCGACCAUUGUCGACGAAUGCGCAUUUGUAUAUAUGGAGCCAUAUCUUUUAUGGCAAAGUAUUAUGGAUGGGCAAAUGGAUCCAAAAUAUGCUAAGAAAGAGGAUUUUCCUCGGAUUGUAAAUUCUCUGAAGAAAAUAUACAUUUUCCACUAUUUACAUAACAUAAAUUAUUUAGAUAUAUGGGAUGAUUUUUUAGAAGAAUUUAAAGUGUUUAGGAAUGGUGUCUUUGAAAGAAAUCUUCCUAUCGAGGGAUCGAUAUACUGCCUACUUUCCUACGGCACAUAUUUAUCUUGGGAAUUGAUGGAAGUAAAAGAUAUGGAUCUAAAUAAUAUGGUACUCAAUGCUAUGGCUUGUAUGAAACGAGCCGAUGUAUUGAAGUUGCUGGUAAAGUGGUAUUUAUAA
Messenger RNA from Ctenocephalides felis (cat flea), 1335 nucleotides. RefSeq names its product cohesin subunit SA-1-like. The record is from RefSeq and is a predicted model, not a curated record. The transcript is spliced from 7 exons. Gene Ontology annotation, molecular function: chromatin binding. Gene Ontology annotation, biological process: sister chromatid cohesion. Gene Ontology annotation, cellular component: nucleus; cohesin complex; chromatin. Bases 1 to 1335 code for a protein of 444 amino acids. Lineage: Eukaryota; Metazoa; Arthropoda; Insecta; Siphonaptera; Pulicidae.